Molecule: messenger RNA, 9782 nt
Organism: Biomphalaria glabrata
Lineage: Eukaryota; Metazoa; Mollusca; Gastropoda; Planorbidae
Product: mucin-5AC-like
Exons: 6
Coding region: 1011-6629 (1872 amino acids)
Biological process (GO): positive regulation of DNA-templated transcription
Cellular component (GO): nucleoplasm; chromatin
Molecular function (GO): zinc ion binding; ubiquitin-protein transferase activity
Source: RefSeq, a predicted model, not a curated record
CAAAAAAAUAAAUUUAUAAGAUUUUGCGACGUAGGACUUGGGCUUACCCACUAACACCCAUUCAUGUUUGUUGUAGUGUUCUAGCUUUAGAAAUAUAUAUCUAUAAAUGAAAUUCAUGCCAAAUUUCAUCUUUUAUAAUUAAAUCCACACGUGGCUACGGAAAAAAAAUAAAAAAAAUAAAGCCAAAAUAAAAUAAAACCAACCGUAAGAUUUUUUAAAAAAAAUUCAAACGCAUGUAAAGAUGGCCCGAUUCACACGCGCGUGCUUUGCUGAGUACCUGUCUGUGAAAUUAGGAAGGGAGGGGAGAGUGGUAGGGCGCGAUGGGGGAGCCUUACUCCUAUUUAUAUCUCUGUAUAUACAUAGCUUAUGAGUGUGUGGGAGAAGGCAGAGUAAAUAGUUAGAUAGACCUGGUCUCGUCAGCUACGGAAUCGGGCUUACCCGUUGGAGAAGGCAGUUCGUUACAGCGCGUUGAAACAUGGUUCUGGCCUAAACAGUCUUAAAAUUUCAAAUUUGUUUGUGAAUGUGAUAGGAGAAUUAGGCAAGAAUGAGUGAGCAUUAGGCAAGGAAGAAUGAGCAUAUUUUAGAAGCUAAUUUUCCUACAGAAUGAGGCCGGUGAUAUAAAGGUGAAAGGUCACAAAUCAAGGGAGAUAACUUUUAUAUGUAUUUGUGUUUCGAGGGCAUCCACCUGACAAAGAGGCUUAAUCAAGAGCAGAGACUCAGGUGAUGAUUGCAGAUAUGACGACAGCGAAGAUACGCCAAGUUCGUUUUGUUUAACACUCGAUGACGUCAUCAUGGAGGUUAGGUAGCGCCUCCUCGCUCUUCUUUUUUUUUUUUCAUUUUAUGGACCAAUAAUGUUUUGGCUAUUAAUAAACAUCACUAUGUGUAAGCAUGAUAGCCAUUGGAAUCGACUUAGAAUGUUCAGGAAUCGUAGUUAAUUUUUGCAAUUAUUGAUAUCGGUCUUCGCUGUUGUUAGAAGCUAGUCAUCAUCUCAAAUCUGCUAGAGCGUAACCAUGGCGACUGGGACGCGCUUGAUGCAAGAGAUCAGCGAUCAGUUUCUAAACUGCAAGAUCUGCUUCGAGAACUUCCGGGAGCCCAAGACGCUGUCGUGUCUCCACACCUUCUGCUGUGGGUGCCUGCAGCAGCAGUAUGACCAGGAGUGCGUUAGCCGGACUUCAAGGUACUCCAUCUACAACAGACAGGUCACGUGUCCCUUGUGUCGUAAGAAGACGGACUUGCCCACUGGGGGCGUUAGGAGGCUACCGGACAACUUCUUGGUCUCCAACCUGACAGAGGUAGUGGCCAAAAGGACUGUGUCCAAAGUCCCACCCUGCGAGAUCUGCUUCAGUGUCCGAGGCAAGAGCGUGGAUGCCUGCAGCAAAUGUCUGGACUGCACGAAGCUUUUGUGCAAGGGCUGCGUCGACCUUCACCUCGCUACCAAGGUCACACAGCAGCACAGUCUCAUCGACCUGGAAGGAGAGAAAGACAUCCAGUGCAAGAUUCACCUAGACGAACAUGUCCGCUUCUACUGCGGUCCCUGCGACGCAUGCAUCUGUGUCGUCUGCGCCUUUCAGGAGCACAAAGACCACGACGUCUGCUCUUUCAGCGAUGGAUCCGCCAAGUACAAGAGCGCUCUGGAAGCCCUGUUGACCAAAUGUAAAGACAGGCUCGGACAAGUCAACACCAGGCUGAACAUCAUCGAUAAGUUUGAGUUCACGAUCAAGGAUGUAAAAGAUACUAUCAGAGACCUUGCAAUAAGUUACAUAGCUCAGGUUCGAACCAAAGAGAAGGAGCUGAUGAAACACAUUGACGACUUAUACGGCGGGGAGAUCAAAACCUUUGUAGAGCAAAAGUCUGUCCUGCAGGAGAACCUGGAUGAACUCCAGAGCACCUGCAACCUGACGGAUAUUAUGCUGAAAGACAAAGGCGUGGAGCUUCUCCUGAUUAAGAAAGAGAUAGAGACUAAGAUGACACAGCUUUUGGAGCCGGAGCUCCCAGUCAUUCCAUCAGACCCGAGGUACGACGUUAAGUUCGUACCGGGAGAUGUGGCCCUGGGUCGCUUGUCCUACGGGCUUGGGCUUGACUUGGAAGAGGUAGAGAAGGAGAAAUGCCUGAUGAUGAAAGGAAAGAUGGGUGUUGAUGGUGUGGUGAUGAACGGUGUCGUAAACGAUUACCGUCAUGUUCCGGAUGUCAUCACCAACUGCACGCAAACCGAGAAGUGCAGAACUAAGGAGGAGGCGACCUCUAUGCUCUCAGACAUGAAGAACGCUUUCCGCAGUUCUGUUUCGCAGACAGAAAAGCAAGGGCUGAUAACUCGAGACACAUGCACAAUUCAGGUGGAGACACGAGAACGUGGUGUUUCCGCGCUUGUUAAUGACGUGAAAGCCAAGGGAACUAUGACAGAGCGAUCUGAUGUCAGAUCUCUUAAAUGUCAGACAGACCGUUCAUCAUAUGACAUCGCUGAGGCCAUUGAAAGGUCGGUUGGUUCAAACAAAGGUUCUUUGACGACAGCGGGAGAUAAAUCAAUCUCGUUGCAAUACAAUGGUAAUUCCUUCUCCGGGGACCAAGAAAGUUGCAAGAAUGCAAGCCCUGUUUACUAUUCAAACGGUAGACCAGAAUGUACACCAGUACCGGACCUCCUCUACAGCAGUGAAGGUAUGACGUCACUGUCUUGCACACCCGCUCGCAGAAUCCGAAGCAUUAAAAUACAGACCAACAUUUCAGCUCUUGACAUCGCUGGCGAGGCUAGCGAGAAACAAUUCAUUCAGGAGGUUCUUCUGGCGGAGCCCAAAGACGAGCGAUUGAAACUGGAUGCCACUGUCACAUCCAACCUUACCAGAGCAAGGGAGCGGCGCAGGCGUUUAGAGGGAAUCGAGUCUGCUCUGGGAGAUAGACAGCUAGAGAAGAAUUCACAAGCUUGUCCCAUCUGCAUGGGUAAACCGCAAGCCUCGAGCGUGUCACCGGCUGUGUCACGUCGACCUUCCGUCGACUGCAGCACCGCCACAGAAAAGAAAACACAGAACGAGAAGUCCACGUGGACUAACUUUGUUAGCUUCACGGACAAAGACACCAACACGCCGCAGGUAACGCAAGAGACCAAAGUCACCUGGACUGAAAGGAUGGCGACAUCAGACAGAGCCACCUGCACGGUAGGCGUAAAGUGUCAGGACAGGGCGACCGGAACAGUUGCCGCCAAGGCUGUUGACUUUGGAUCACAGGUCAGUCCCCCUGCAAACGUUGUAGCGACCAACACUCCGGUGAUAUACUCCAGCGAACAAGAGUGUCAGACGGCUGUGGAGACAACUGAACAAGGAACAGUGCCUGACCCAGACAUAGAGAGGGCCUCAGGUAAAAGUAGGCCCUUGUCGGUAGCUCUUGAUAGUUCCGUCGAUUUUAUGACACCUCCGCAAUCACCUGUGAAAUCUCUGGUUAAAAUGUGCGAUAAAGCUUCUGACCCUAUCCGAACGCAAUGUUUGUCUAGGGCCACGGAGACUAUCAAAGUUAAAUUGGUGACAUCAGCUACGGAGACCGUUCUGGCCAAGACAUUAGACAAGGAAACCGCAACGCUUGUCCCAAAGACCAUCGAGCAGUGGACGGAGACGGUCUCACCCACAAUGAUCAGUACAGGAGUUACCCCUCCAGUACCUGCUACCAUAGACGUGGGUGUAGCCACCAACGUGAUGCUGACCAAUGAGCAGGCUACUUGCACGGAGGUCAAGGCGUAUCGCGAGUCGCACACCGAAACUGUUUUGGUAGUCUGCGACAAUGAGACCCUGACGGACACUAAGACAUUCUCGGACGCACAGACCGCAGUGGAAAUACUGACGGAGAACCAGGAAUGUGAGACCAACAAGCUGGACAAUGCGGACGAAUGUUCAAUGACCGAUACGUGCACGACCUGGGAGGAUCCCAGGCUCGACAAAGACUCGCAGAGCCCGCAGAGCGAAGCCCCUUCACAACGCAGCUCAGUGACCAACUCAAGGCGACUUAGGAGGAGGGCGAGAGAAGUCCAAACAGCCCCCGUGAGGUGCUCUUUUUGUUCACGGGCAACGCCUAGCGGUGACGAGUUUGUGGUCGAAGGUGCCCCAAACAGCGUGGAUGUUGUCAACAAGUCCAACAAAGUAUUAGCAUACACUCAAGAUGUCGGUACGAUGGCUAUUUCCUGCAUCACGUGCUAUCACGAUUUCCAUGAGGCAGGCAUUCAGACAUCUCAACCACAGCUUUAUGACAAGGCCUCGGCAGCAACUUUUGAAAUCGAUCAGGAUUUUUUAGAGCGUGCACUCAGCAGACAAUUCCAGGAUGCGGCUACGUCCACGGAUUCUUUGCCGCAUUUCGGACUGCUGAGUGAGUGUGACGUGGACGACCUGAUCGUGGUGCCGGAGGCGACAUUCGAGCUCGUGCUGGACCAAUGUGACCUCAUCAUGGUGGACGACGAGACCAGCACAGACUUUCUGCAGUACGCUGAGACCGGAACCCAGACCUUAGUAGCUAAUGACGAUCUGAUCAGCGCUAAAGAAUGCCUUGUGACUUCCAUGACGUCCAGCAUGGCGGACAGCACUGGCAGUAAGGGAAUCGGAGAGGUCAUCCGGUCAUUGGUGUUGAAAGAAGGCCUGAUACCCGAAGCUUGUCCAGACGCAGGCGCCAACACGCGCCAGUUAGUCUCAACAGGUGUUAACACUGUGCCCAAAGUCACAUCAGAGAAAGAAACGUGCACUUCUAUAAGAAAUCUUUUAACCAAAGGGACAAUGACUUUAUCAGUGACUUCCAUGGAUAAAUCUACGAGCACGUUCAACCAGGCCAGAAUUGUAACAGGCACACCUCUCAGCAGCAAAACUAAGUGCGAAGAUAAGGUAACAAUGACUUCCAAGGCUGACUUUAAACACGUUGGUACAGAAACUGAUUCCACAACCAUGGACGGAAAGAUUACUGCAUGUAUAUCAAAGCUAAGAAACGUUUCAGAGCGUUUGAACAGUCCACCAGCUAGAAAGGCGUCCGAUUCAUUCUUCGGCUCUGGUUUCGCGUCGCCUAAAACAGGUAGCAAAUUACCUCACGAAAUUCCGUUAUCGCCUGACUUGAGGAGUGGUCGAAAUUUUGAAGACAAACCGGAAGAUGUAAGACAGAAACAGGUGAAAGAUUUAUUAGAACAAACCAACGCUGUGCUGAAACCAAAGGAACAAGUGUCUGGUAGAAAACCACAACCUAUUACCACCCUUAAGUGCCGCAAACCAGCAAGCCUUAGUUCAGCUUUAGACGCAGGGAGCUCAAGCCCAAAGCUUUUGAGGCCAGAAGAAGCAAAAUAUGAUAGUAAGAGUCUUCCUCGGGGAUUUCCCUCCGACAGACCAGGAACUGUGCGAAUGGGCAGUCAGCCUUUGAUACCUAGUCGACUUCCUUUAUUGAGAUACAAUUCAGCUCCUGGCAGAAUAGCUACAGUUCCAGCCCAGACUUUAUUACAAAAAUCCAACCAAUCAAAUGCUGAAGCAAGUCGUAGAAUGUCACCUAGUAAAAUUCCCAUUACUAAAAAAAUGAGUCCUCCAGAAUAUGUUUCCAAACAGCAACAUUCGGUUGACACCAAAUCACAGGACCCCAUCAGCCCGAAACCUCAGCUACGACGUCCACUUCCCAGCAUUACAGAGACGAGAACGCCAUCAUCUUGCUCUGACACCUCAACUGCCUCACAUGUAUCUGUGGGCUCCUUCACGGGACCAUCUUCAGCAGCAUUGAACAGAAUCUCAAUUGAAUCCUCCGGGCCGGCCAGCAGAAUUUCCACGGAGUCCUCCGUCUUUACCGACCAUAGUAUUAUUAGUUCCAACAGGCUUUCCAACGAUUCCACUUUGACCAUUUCUUCCAUAUCUCCAAAUACCUCAUCAAUGAAUGCCGACUCAGCCAGCGACACUGUCUUCGCCAAAUCAUCAACCAGCACUGCUGGCUCCACAGAAAACCUGGAUGAGAAAUCUGUGUGCACCGAAGAGAAGGCAACAAAAAAGAGCAGUAUGGGUUUUAUGCAGAGACUUCUAUCCAAGAAAAAGAAACUUCCAGAGGAGAAGAAAAAAGAACCAGUAAAUGUAAUCAAAUCUGGACCAACCACAGCUUCGGCAGUGGCAGCCCUGGCAACGGCCACUCCACCUCUUCCUACCCCAGCUCCCGAGUCGCACGCCCUAAGCAAUCCUCAAUUUCCUCCACACCACUAUCCUCCGCCCCCCGAGCAUAAAACCCCACCCCCACCAAGAAAACCACGCCCAUUCGUCUACGUUAGACAAAGAAUAUUUUCCAUCCAACAAGAUAAUGUGGAGGAUGCAGAAGAAAAAAGAAGCAGGGAGAAGUCCGAGGAAAUCAAUGUUCAAGAAGCAAAGCCACAGACCAAAGAUCUCAAAGAUUCCCCCAAAGUAUCGGAAAAGGAAAAAGCACUGGAAAAAACAAAAGAGAAAGCGCCAGAAAAAGUUAAAGAGAAAGCCUCUGAAAAGACCAAAGAGAAGUCAAAGAAAGAAGAGAAGAACAAAGUAGAGAAAGAUAAAAAGAAAGAAGCGGAGAAAGAAAAGGUCAAAGUGAAAACAACGAAAGUUAAAGUCAAGAAAACGUCCGAUAAAAGUGGCGGCACUACGGGGGCUAAGAAAGAGGGAGAAACAGGAAGCUAAAUGUGUAGCGUAGGCUUUGACUUGAACAAACUGUGUGUGAGUUUCAGUGAUCGCAGUGUACAUCUAUUGUUUCCACUCACUUCCAUCUAGAGUUCUAGACCUAAUUCUUGUUGCUCUCAUGCUUUCCUUCACAGUUCCUUCGUUGAGUUUUCAAAGCUUUCAUUUGGAAGAGGUUGCUCUCAAUAAAUCGCAAGUAUUUUGUAUUCAUAAAAUGACCCAUGUCUCGCACCGAGUCCAUAGCUGACUAGUAUGGAAAGAAAAAUUAUAAAAUAUUUGAAGUGCCAGCCAGUGUAGGAUUGGGAAUGUUAUUUACUUUAAGGCUCAAUGAAACACACAAAUGCAUUUCAGAAGCAAGCUAAUAAAACUGACAAAAUGUCUGCUAGAUUUAGAUGUCUACAAUUUCAUAAAACAAGCGUUAGCAUGUUGAAGUUGUUCAUAUGCAUGUAUUGCCAAUAGUGUAGACAACCGAGUGCACGUUUAAAAAGAGAAAUAACUCAAAAAAUAUAAUACCAUUUAAACGGCUUGUAUACAAUCACAGUUAUUGGUCUUGGUUAUUUUUUAACUUCAUAAUAGCACAAUGCCUAUAUAUAAAUACAUGACUGGGGCACAGCGAGUUUGCUAUGCCAACUAUGGCAUGAAGACUCGCAGUAAAAAACAAUUUUCGCAUAAAUGCAAAGAAAUAAAUACCAAGAACAUAGUUUCGAGACUGAUGAUUGUAUUUAACAUAAAUGACAUGGUGUAGUUUGUUGAUUGGCUGCCUGGCCACGUUGAAUGCGCUUUGGACUGUCAUAAUGAUGGUCCGAACAUUGCCCGCCGUCAUCCACUACAGGAUGUUUAGGUUAAAUUGUAAUACUCUUCAUUUCUGAAGGUGUACAUCUGAAACUUACAAAACUAAUAGCUGUUCAACAGUUACCAUUAUAUCUUAUUUUACAUGUGUAGAAAACAUUAGAUAACCUUAGUAUCACCGUACUAUCAUGUCUAGGUUUAGCAGACAUCUGCACGCCAAACAAAUAAAAAAGAGUACAAGGCUUUACAAAGUAUUUUAUAUCCUCAAACUUUUUAGUAAAUCAUAGUUUGUAAAACUACAAGAUAUUAAUCAAAAUCAUAUUUCUCAGAUGAAGCGAAUUUCAUGCUAAUUCUUCAUUAGCUCAGAUAUGUUUGAAGCUCCCUGCACGACAUGUUCCUCAGAUUGUACCUGGACUGUCGUCUCAAUGGUCUUUGGUUCAAACCCUGCCUACCACCAUCCCCCGCCGUCCUGCGGGAGGUUUGACGGAUCAUUCGAAACAUACAACAUAAGUUACAUUCUUUGCUAAUCAUCUAGCACAGCAUUGUGUAGAUUUACAAGACACCAGUCUUACUAUUUUGUUAGGUUUUGUUACUAUUUUGUUAGAAUUUGUUACUAUUUUGUUAGAUUUACAAGACACCAGUCUUACUAUUUUGUUAAUUAAUUAAUUUUUGCAAUCUAUAGGGCAGAUAAUAUAAAGGUCGUUUACAUAACUUUGCUAUUGAAAACAUUUAGUAGCUAGUUUCUAAUAUCCAAGGCAUUUGCUUAGCUAAAAUACUCAAACGAAGACGUCUUUGCAAUCAACAUAAUUAGGCUUACGUGCAAUCACAUGUAUUUAUUUAUUUUGUGAAUAAUUGAAUGAAUUUUACACCUUCUUUUCACAGAAUUAGCUUUAGAUUAAAUAUAUUAUUUGAUUGAGUAUAUCAUAUUUUAGCUUGAUUAUUAUACGCGUAGAUAAUAUAUUAUGCAAAUUAUUUCCUAGUGUGUUUUUGUUUUCAAUAUUAUGGCCAAAUUAUCUGAACACUAUAUACCUCUGUUUGGAAUGUUGUAGCUGAUUAAUUUGUAUAGAUUGCACUUAUUACUUGUAUUAUUAUUAUUAUGCCAAGUAUUAAUCUAGUCUCACGUUUUCAUUAUGUUUAUUAUUACUUGACUUUGUAUAACGUCAUACGUACACCAGACUCAUCCAUCUGUGAUACAAAACUGUAUAACCAAGAUGUUUAGAGACUCUCUUCGCUUCCUCGGAAUUUCAAAAUUCUCAUGGAGAAAUCAACACAUUGUCUUAUUUAUUCCCUUCUAUAAAUUUAUAAGCAUGAUAGAAGUUUUCGUUCUUGUGUAAUGAUAACAGGAUGUUACGAACAGAGACCUACUCAUCUAUAUGUGAAUACCAGAGAUUUAAGGGUGAAUACCAGAGAUUUAAGGGUGAAUACCAGAGAUUUAAGGGUGAAUACCAGAGAUUAAUACCAGAGAUUUAAGGGUGAAUACCAGAGAUUUAAGGGUGAAUACCAGAGAUUUAAGGGUGAAUACCAGGGUGAAUACCAGAGAUUUAAGGGUGAAUACCAGAGAUUUAAGGGUGAAAACCAGAGAUUUAAGGGUGAAUACCAGAGAUUUAAGGGUGAAUACUUUAGGCGCUAAUGCCCAGGCAUUCAUCUCAUUUCCAUGAGAUGAUCCAUAGUCGCUUCGCGACUGAAGGAGGCCAUAGAACUUUAGGCGCUGUUCAAAAUGUGCAAUAUUUUUUUCAGAAUAUAUCACUUUUUUUUAUGUGACACGAAGUUUGACAUUUAGCAUUUUACAAGUGAAAUAAUUUGAGAAAUUUCUCAUGCAAUACAAAAACAGUAAGAAAAAAAAACUAUUUCAUUGAUAUUUUUUUCAUAAUAUAUCACUUUUUUUUUAUCUGACACGAAGUUUGACAUUUAGCAUUUUACAAGUGAAAUAAUUUGAGAAAUUUCUCAUGCAAUACAAAAACAGUAAGAAAAAAAACUAUUUCAUUGAUAUGUUACAUAGUAAAAUGUCGAUCUAUAACCUGGCUAAAUUUUGUGUAAGUAACUCAUUGACUGCUAUCAAACUACAUUUAAAUGCCAGUACUCCGUUUAAAAAAUGUCUUGUCUUACCUAUCUAACGGGGAAGCAAUCCUUACUAAUUAUUGGUUGCCAUUUUCCUCACUGUGUGUCAUCAAAUGUUGAUUUUGUUGAUUUUUCCCCUUCUAGUAUUUGUUCAUUUUGUAUUACAUUGUCACCCCAUGUCAUUAUACAAACUUUUUACUAGUACAGUAUGUUUUAGGUAGAGGUGUUUAUACUCUAAGCAUAUUAAUUGAACAGGUUUUCUUGUUGAAACCAAAAGAAAAAUAAAUUGUACACAUUUUAAAAUAUGUA